Molecule: messenger RNA, 2444 nt
Organism: Phytophthora infestans T30-4
Lineage: Eukaryota; Oomycota; Peronosporomycetes; Peronosporales; Peronosporaceae
Exons: 9
Coding region: 1-2124 (707 amino acids)
Molecular function (GO): protein binding
Source: RefSeq, a predicted model, not a curated record
AUGUCCGCCCCAGGAAAUGCGUCCUCCGCAAGCUCCGCCGAUGUUCACCAAGCUACCGAUCGCUCGCUUCUUGACAUGAUGGACGAGGCUCAACACCGACUGCAGCACUUGGAGAUCUCCUGCCGUCAGAUUCUGUCCCCCACAGGCUCGGCCAGCCCUCAAAAAGCGGAACCUUCUUUAUCGGACCCAAAAGUGCUACAGCUCCAGGUCGCGCAUCUCCGAGCGCAACUGUUGGCCGCAGUGAUGCGCCGCGAAGACGAGGAUGUGGCUUUUCGACAGGCGGCGAAGUAUGCGACAGCUAAAGGCACAGCCAAUGGAGUUCUCCACGCGCUGUUUGACCAGGCCAGUGCCGGGAAGACGGCGGUGCUCAAGACGUACCUGGACACGGGAUCAAUCCCCACACGAGACGGACUCAGACACUGGAAGCUGGAUCUGCGCACGAUCCGCAAUGAGGCAGGGGCUUCGCUGCUCCACGUGGCUGUCGGAGUAUCGACAGCGAGACAGAACGUCAAGGUCAAGCUCGUGCACCUGCUCGUGGACAGAGUGGGUUUCGACCCGAACGUCCGGGAUGUGUUUGGGCAGACACCUCUUCAUAUUGCAGCGAUGGGAGGGUAUCAAGAGGUGGUUCAAGCGCUCCUUGAACGGGGGGCCAACCCAGUUGCCCAGGACAGGUCCGGGAUGACGGCGCUGUCACUUGUUCGGACGCUGUCAAGACCGCCGGAAGCAGUUGUGCAGACACUCGUGGAUGCUGAAAGCGUGGCAAUACGGAACACUGCCUCUCGAUCACAGUCGAUUCCGCUAUCUAAAGCACUGGCGUCUGCUUUGUUCCUUAAAGGACUGGCUCGGUUGACUGUGGAGAAAUACUCCAGUGCGUUUACGCGUCAGACUACAGCAUUGGUGAAUGCACUCUUAGAAGGAACGUCGGAAGAAAAUGUCGACUUCGAUCGAGUUCUUCAUGACCGGGUCCCAAUGCUGUUUGAUGCUGUACCUGCUUGUCAAGUGAUUAGACUGGAGACGAUUUUUGCGAGCAGUAUUUACUGGGACCCGUAUUUUGUUGAUGAUCUCAAACUCGAGGCGGACGGGUAUGACAUAUCGCUCAUUUCGCCUUCGCUAGUCGCCGGAGCACUUGUUGGACCAGCUUGGGUUGGGGUGCUCUCGAAGCUGAUACAAGGACUCAGACUGGAGAUGGCUCAAACUGACGCCUACACGAACAAUACGACGCCUGUUGAAGAAGAUGCGAUCAUGAAGGACACUACCGACAGCAGUGUAGUAACGUCGCCAUCCCGCAAGUGGUCGAUAUCAUCUUCCUCCACGUCGCUCUCUGUGGAUUCUCGCUCCGCCUUGUACUACGCUGAUCAGACUGCAUACGUCGUUAAGACUCGCGACGUAUGGUACUACGCAGUGCUGUUUAAACCCUCGACACAUGAUUUCCCUGGAACUAUUACGGUAGCGCCGGAAAGCAACGUCGCCGUCUGUUCAGAUGAUGUGUCCACGUAUUUUCCGCAGGAAGACCGCCUUGCGAUCGGCUCUUCAGAAUACUUCGCGAUAGAUUACAACGCGCAGACUCGUGAAAUUCGACUGGAUCGCGAUUACGAUGGAAAGGAACCUGCCACUUUGAAGGCAUAUCUUGCAGGGGCGUGCUCUUCUGGGCUACCUCCAUACGUUGCGGUUAAACGGAUCUGGGAGCGAGAACCAGGCAACAAAUACGAAGACCAAAUGAGCGGCGAGCAGGAGUUGUUCCAAGACUACCAGUUCCUGGAUCCUGAAAGCGAGUAUGAAGUGGCAAUUAAGCUAGGACCAAUACCAAGUGGACAAGAGGCGCGGGAUAUUGUUGCUGAGUGGAAACAAACUGCUAGGAAGCUGUUUGAUGCACGAGAAUGCACAUCUGGAUUGUCGUGCUGUCAGCAUUAUUGCCCCCAACGCAGCGGUCAUUCGUUGUGUUUGGGGACUCUUGCUGUAAUCGGACAAGGUCUAGCCAAACGUCGUCUCGGACGGCCAACCUUUUCCAAACCUCUGAAGCCUCGUGCCUCCCUCCAACGACUUCAGAGAGGUUUCAAGGGAACGGAAGCGUGGCCUGGUUCUCCAUCAAGGGUUAUACCGAUUUCGAUGCCCAGUCCACCGUAAAUCCGAAGCAGCAACAACCUGCUGCUUGAGUGUAUCACGUUCAGUUCAACACUGGGCUAAAAAUGACAAAUGCUGUCGUCUAGAGGAAAGGGACUACAUACUUAGUAUCCUUGCGGUUGAAACGUGACAAAGCAUAUUCAACUUGAAUCGUUGCAAAAGGGAUCAUAACCCCACCGAAAGUCGGCGUUCCCGCUGCACCACACCGCUGAAUUUCGACACGAUUGUAGACUAAACUGACACCACGAAGCAGUUUCGUUUUGCCAUAAAGGCAGCUUCAUGACACGCCCAAUUAUCAAAAAUAUAGCAAAAUGAUCCUCACA